CAUCUUUAUGGAUACCACAUUGCUAAGAUUUGACUAGGCAUCUAGCUGUAUUAUUGCUACUAUAAUAUACUCCGUAUAAUAUAUGCUUAGCUAUUUCAUUUCGUGUCUAUAUAUAUAUAUAUAUAUUUAUACACUUAUUGCUCUCAAGAUCUCAAGCUUCAAGAGAUCUGGCACACAAUUAAGCAAGGUUCCUAUGGCUUCUUCAUCUUAUUCUUUACUGUCUCGAUCAGAAUAUGACGUAUUCCUAAGUUUCAGAGGGGAAGACACUAGUAAAACCUUUGUGGGCUGUCUCUACACGGCCCUGAAUCAGAGAGGAAUCAGGACCUUCAAAGAUGAUGAAAGGCUUGAGAGAGGAAAAUCUAUUUCUUCUGAUCUUGUGAAAAAUAUUAAUGAAUCCAGCAUUGCUGUCAUUGUUUUCUCCAAGAACUACGCUAAUUCAUCAUGGUGUUUGGAAGAAUUGGUGGAAAUUCUCGAGUGUAGGAGGACCAAGGGACUGACAGUUUUGCCCAUUUUCUACGAUGUGAAAGCAUCGAAUGUUCGAAAACAGAGAAAGAGUUUCGCAGAAGCAUUUAGACAGCACGAAGAAAUUCGUGAGGAGGAGAUGGAAAGGGUGCAGAGAUGGAGGGAUGCUUUGAAGGAAGCAGCAAAUGUAAGCGGGUUCGAUUUAGAAGAUGUAGCAAAUGGGUAUGAGGAAAAGUUUAUCCAACAAAUUGUUCAAGUAAUUUUUACAAAAUUGCAACCUAUACCAUUCAAAGUUGCUGAGUAUGAAGUGGGUAUUGAUUCUCGAGCAAACAAAGUAAUCAUGUUGCUGAAUGAUAGGUCAAAGGAUAAACUCUUUGUCGGGAUUUGUGGAAUUGGAGGAAUAGGUAAAACAACUGUUGCCAAAGCAGUUUUCAACCAAAUAUCAAAUGAAUUUGAAAGAAGUUGUUUUCUUAAAAAUGUGAGGGAAGAGUCAAAAAAGCAAGAUGGUCUAACUAAACUACAACAAAAACUUCUUAGAGAGACCCUAAUGGAUAAUUAUUUAAAGAUAUCGAACUCUGACAGGGGAAUCAAUGAAAUAAAGGAUAGACUUGGGCACAAAAAGAUUCUUCUAGUUCUUGAUGAUGUAGAUGAUGAGAUACAAUUAACGAGUUUAGCUGGAAUAGGACAUAAUUGGUUUGGUUCGGGAAGUAGGAUCAUCAUAACAACUAGGGAUGAAAGGUUGUUAAUGAAGUACAAUAUUGUUAAAACAUAUAAGGCUGAGCUAUUAGAUGACGAAGAAGCACUUGAACUUUUCAGUUGGCAUGCAUUCAAGCAAAAUGAUCCUGUAAAAAAGUAUCGCAAACUCUCUCACACUGUAAAAGAUUACGCCAAAGGUCUUCCAUUAGCUCUUCAAGUUUUGGGAUCUUUUUUACAUGAAAUAAGCAUUUCUGAGUGGGUAAGUGAACUGAAUAAAUUGAAGAGAAACCCUCCCAAAGAAAUUCAAGAUGUUCUCAAGAUAAGUUAUGAUAGCCUUGAUAAAAAAGAGAAGGCUAUAUUCCUCGACAUUGCCUGUUACUUCAAAGGAUAUAAAGAAAAAUUCGCAAUGGAGUUUUUUGAGAGUUGUGGAUUUCACCCCAUCAUUGGAAUAAAAGUUCUCAUUGAGAGGUCCCUCAUCACUAUAUCAAAAAAUAACGAGCUCCAGAUGCAUGAUUUGAUACAAGAAAUGGGUCGAGAAAUUGUUCGCCAAGAAUCUGAAGAUCCUGGAAAGCGCAGCAGAUUGUGGUCUCAUGAAGACAUCGAUGAAGUAUUUACUAAAAAUAUGGUAACAGAAAAUAUCGAAGCCAUUAUGGUAACCAAGGGUGGGUUGGAUGUAAGUGGUGACGCCUUCACAAAGAUGAAAAAGUUAAGAAUACUCAAAAUCAGUGAUGUGCAGCUUCACGGAUCCCUCACAAAUCUUUCAAAUGAGUUAAGGUAUCUUGAUUGGAAUGGCUAUCCCGAAGAAUAUUUGCCGUACAAUUUUCAUGCAAAAAAACUUGUUCAACUCCAUUUACGUAAUAGCUUGAUCAAAGGGAUUUGGACGGACAGAAAAAUCCUAAAGAUUUUAAAAGUCAUUGAUCUCAGUUUCUGCAAAAAUCUGGCAGUAAAAAAUCCUAAUUUUUCAGGGUUCCCAUUUCUAGAGAAAUUGAAUCUUAUUGGAUGUGCAAGUUUGGUUGAGGUUGAAUUUGAUGACAUGAAGUUUCAAGAUAAGUUAAAAAUCGUCGAUCUCAGCUACUGUAAAAAUUUGAAGAGAAGUCCUAAUUUGUCCCAGUUGCCAUGUCUAGAGAAAUUGUAUCUUCAUGGUUGUAGAAGUCUGGUUGAGGUUCAUCCGUCCAUUGAAUUUCAUGAGAGGCUUCAUCGGUUGAGAUUCGACAAUUGUAAAAAUUUGAAGAUUCUUGCAACAAGAAUUAAUUUGAAAUCUCUUCAAUCGCUUAAUAUCGAUGGAUGUUCAAAACUUGAGAAGUUUCCAGAGAUCCAAGGAGAUAUGGAAUGUUUAGAGACACUUAUGUUGGAUGGGACUGCAUUAAAAGAAUUACCUCCAAGCAUUGGAGAUCUCAAAAGGCUUAAAUGUUUAACUCUGAGAUGCUGCAGAAUGAUUGAAAGUUUACCGAACAUUAUUGACAAAAUGAAGAGUUUGAAGAUACUUCAACUGAAGGGAAGUGCUAUAAAAGAUUUACCUCCAUCAAUCGAACAACUUGAAAGCCUUAUGAAGUUAGAUCUGUAUAACUGCAAAAUGCUUGGAAGUUUGCCAAGCAAUAUUGGUGAAAUGAAGAGUUUAAGGAUACUUUGGCUGAGCUUUAGUGGUGUAAAAAAGUUACCACCAUCCAUUCAACAGUCGACUAUUCUCCAAUUAGAAUGGAGUUACUGCAAUUUAGAUGAAGAAUCCAUUCUCAAUCUUCCUCACUCGUUGUGGAAAUUAAAUCUAAACGGGAAUGACUUUGUUAGCUUACCCGCAAGCUUCUCUCAACUCACAAGCCUUUAUCAACUUGGUUUGAACAAUUGCUUGAGGCUCCAAGCACUGGAGUCACUUCCAGCAUCUAUACGGUGUCUUUCUUUGCGUGGUUGCUCAAGCCUCCAAACAUUGUCACUUCCAUCAUUUACAUCAGAAGUUUUGGCACAAGGUUGCGUAUCACUAGAACGCUAUUCCAUUCAAACAAGUGAUGGAUGUAUUUUCACAGAGAGCCAUAAAUUAGUUGAGAAUCACAAGAACAAGAAGCCAAAUAUAUACGACAAUUCAGAAAUUGAAACUUUUAAGCAAAAUGUCCAUGAAAUUGUUUUCUCUGGAAGUGAGAUUCCAAGUUGGUUCUCCCAUAUUUAUGAGAGUCAGAGUGGUGCGGAGUUCACUAAUGUGCGGUUGAAUAUAGAUCCAAAUUCUUUUCGCUAUCUCAAAGGAGUUUCUGUUUGCGCCGUUAUCGAAAUUAAUCAAGAUCACAAACCAGAACCAUUCAAUGAAGAUGAAGAGAAGAAGAGGGCGGUUACUCUCUCUAUCAAUGGUGAUUCUAGAAAUCGUUAUGAUAUAGGGGAUUGGAUCAACAGAAUCAGGUCAGAUAUGAUCAUGUUGUUUCAUGAACCCAAUAUAGGAUGGAAGUGCAAUUCUGAUGGGUAUUGUUACAUUGAGGCUUCAAUUAGUGGAUCCUAUUCCAAUGGACGACCAUUGAAGGUGAAAAAGUGGGGUGUUCAUCCAGUAAUGGACGUGCAAUAUGAAGAUGAUGAAGAUGGAAUUGAUGAAAACGAAGAAGAAGGGACACGCCAAUGUCUCUCCCCCACACGCGCACAACAGGGAGAGAAAGGGUAUAUAGGAUAGCACUGGGAAGGUGGACCUGUCGUCAAUUUUGCUUCCAAAUGGUAGAUGCUAUCUAUGGGAUACGGAAGGGCAUUCAUUUGUUGCAGGUGCAGAAUGUUAUUCCGGUGAUUCCAGUAUUCGCAGGUGCGGAAUGUUAUUCCGGUGAUUGAUGUGACCCGAGCAUGCGCACAAAAUAAUGCAUAACACUUUGGUUUUGGAAAUGGUAUCAAAUGGGCAUCAUACUUUAAAUUUAUAUAAAAGCCACUUAACACUUAUACCAUCAAGUAUGAAGUGAGAAGGGAUCGUUCCUAAGGGAUUGAACACGUGUUGGGGUUAAACUUGGUUUUAAAGUUAAUUAGAUUGUAAAAGAGAGAGAGAGAAAAAGAGAGUUUGAGAGAAAAAGAGUUUGAUGAAGUGAUUAAAUAAAUUGCAAUGCAAGUAAAUUAAACUAAGGAUUAAAGAGAUACGAAG
Cornus florida is the source of this 4252-nucleotide messenger RNA. RefSeq names its product disease resistance protein RUN1-like. Gene Ontology annotation, molecular function: ADP binding. The transcript has 8 exons. The record is from RefSeq and is a predicted model, not a curated record. The coding region runs from base 83 to 3802 and encodes 1239 amino acids. Lineage: Eukaryota; Viridiplantae; Streptophyta; Magnoliopsida; Cornales; Cornaceae. Gene Ontology annotation, biological process: defense response; signal transduction.